Molecule: messenger RNA, 2644 nt
Organism: Aedes albopictus (Asian tiger mosquito)
Lineage: Eukaryota; Metazoa; Arthropoda; Insecta; Diptera; Culicidae
Product: zinc finger protein ZFP2
Exons: 6
Coding region: 165-2105 (646 amino acids)
Biological process (GO): regulation of transcription by RNA polymerase II
Cellular component (GO): nucleus
Molecular function (GO): zinc ion binding; DNA-binding transcription factor activity, RNA polymerase II-specific
Source: RefSeq, a predicted model, not a curated record
GUGCAUUGAACUUAAUGUUUUCAUUCAAAAUCAACACAAGACGACGAAAACAAUCUGAAAACUUUUGUUAUUUUCCGGUCUUUAUUGGAAACUUAAGUAAAUAAAUUAUAUUUUAAAUUGUUCUCAAUAGUUGCAGUAUCUUGUCGAAACGGCGGAUUUUCAAAAUGAAUGUAUGUCGCUUGUGUUUGCAAUGUGAAAAUGGAACUUUGAUUUCCAUAUUUUCGAAUGUAAACGAUGUGGAUAUAGCAUCCACGGUCACCUUGUAUUGCUCGAUAAUUCUUUCAGAGAACGAUGGAUUACCGAGUAAAAUAUGUGAAUUUUGUAUCCGUGAUGUCCAGACGGUGAAGGCCUUCAUUGAAAAGGUUAGAGAAUCUGACUUCAAACUGCGAAGUGAUAAAAUCCUAAAAGAUGAUAAGCUUUCAUUUGAGAUGAUUGUUGUAAAACCGGAACCAGAUGGCCCGCAACCUGUAAAUGUAAGCGACGAUAACGAUCACCAAUUUGACGAAAACUCGUUUGACCCCAAAAGUGAGUCGGAUUCAGAUGAUGAUAAACUGAGCAUUAUUAAAGAACGCGUUACAUUAGCGCAGAAAACUAAAGUUAACAAUAGUACAGAAAAUAGGAAAAGCAGUAAGAAGACCACGAAGAACGAUACGAGUACUAUUGGUAAGAAAAAGUGCAAACGGAAACGGAAAGUCAAAGUUGAAAGCGGUGAUGAGUCUGAAAUAGCGGACACUAAUGACACUUUAGACGAAAUAGAGAUUGAGAUGUUUGAAAUUAUUGUCCUGCCGGAAGCAAAUUUUGUAUGUUGCUGUUGUCGUCAAAAUUUCAGGUCAUCCGAAGAGCUUGAACAGCAUAUCGAAGUUCACAAGAAGUUCUUGGUGAAAAGAACAGAUACUAUACAUUGCGAAAUAUGUAAGCGAAGGUUUAUCAAGCCAAAAGCAUUAGACAACCAUAGAAAGCUGUGGAAGCAUGUGACGAAGCUCUUUGAAUGCCGCAAGUGCAAAUCACGGUUUAUAAGCGCUGUUAGUAGGCGAAAACAUGCUUACAAGCAUCCUAAGACUAUAGAAGACAAGAUGAAGCAAGAAUACGGUGAAAUAGUGUGCUGUGUUCAGCGUUGCUCGAAAUCAUUUCCUUCUGAAGAACUACUGAUAAAGCAUAGUCUCGCAACCCAUAAAUUGGACCAGCAACAAUCUUAUAAGCAAGAAGAUGAUGAUCAAAAGCAAGCCGAAUGUCCAGUGUGUUUCAAGCGGUUCGCCUCGGAACGAUUACUUCGAAUACACAGGAAGCGUAACUCGAAACCGCUCAGUCACCAGUGUGCCACCUGUGGGCUCAAGUUUCGCUCCAAGGAUGUUCUGCAUUUCCACGAAACAAAUCACGCCGACCAGAAACCGUUCCAGUGCGACAUUUGCAAUAAAUAUUUCUCCAGUCGAAGCGCCCUCAAGGUGCAUCAGCGACAUCAUUCGAACGAAAAGCCCUUCGUGUGUGGAACUUGCGGAGCCGGGUUCUAUCAGAAGGUUCAACUGACGUCGCACGAAUACGACCACGGAGUGGUACCUCUACCGUUCAAGUGCGAAGUCUGCGGAAAGUCGUUCAAGUUCCGGAAGGGUCUGGUCACCCAUAUGCGGUCGCACACCGGAGAACGGCCGUAUCCAUGUCGGCACUGUUCAAUGUCGUUCGCAAGCGUUCCGAUUCGGCGCAUGCACGAGUUAACGCACAGCGACAUUAAACCCUUCAAGUGCAGCUACUGUGAUAGAACGUUUACUCUCAAGCGGUUACAAUUGGAACACGAAUGCAAACAUACAGGUGUGAAACCUUUCAAAUGCAACUUCUGUGACAAAUCAUUUAUUCGCAAACAGUUUCAAGUUGACCACGAGAGCACCCAUACCGGCGUCAAACCGUACCGUUGCGAUAAGUGCAAUUGUAGCUAUAGUCACAAGAGCAACUUGAAUCGCCACAUGGAAACUCACCAGCAAGCGGAACAGACGGAACAAGCCUCGCCAGCGAUUCUACCAACUGUGACUACUGGUCACGUUGUGGACGCCAAUUCGUUGCUGCCGUCGAUUCCAAUGGUUUCGAAUGACUCCACGGCCGAGUUUGGAUCGUGAAACGAUACCAAUACGGUUUAGGUGAGUACCUUAUUUCACGAAAUUUAUAUCGAACUGAGGUGGUGGCCAUCCGUCUGACAUGAGAAUUUUGGCAUCAACACUGUCGGGUAUAGAGUUCGUCAUUAGCAAAGCAAGCUUUCAGUUAACUGUGGAUGUGCCCAUAGAACACUCAGGCUUUAUUCCAGUUGGUACGUGACGCCAAGAAGAAGAAGGUACACAAUAUUCAGCCUUCACCAAGCCGUUCAACUAGCAAUAACCGCACCUCGGUUUUACCUUAUUUGCUUCGAUAUCGCGAUUUUUCAAGGCUUAAGGAUCGCAUUUGAACAUCUAUCAAAAUCGACAUUUAAAAAUCUCAUGCAUCACAAAAUGUCAUAUUGAUAAGGGCUGUUUAACUUUCCAGUCGGUACCCCAAAAGCAGCAGUCAUCUGCACUACAUUUGCCACUGCGGUGUAGAAUCAGCGUUCUCUUCUGUGCAGAGGGACUUCCCAACAUUCAAGCACAUUAGGGCUAUUUGAAAUAAUAAACACUGCAUCUGCCUA